CUUGGCUUAUUUUUCUAAGAAAUAGACUAACACUGAUCUCACUAGUAGCAUUGUUAAUAUUAAACAAGAUAGCUAAUCGCUUUAAAGCAUCUAAUCACAGUACCCCCACAAGUAGUAGUAAAACAGCAAAUCAUAGCCAGGAGUGGACAAAAAGCGCUGGGAGUAUUAAACCUGGUAGAUUUGGAGUCUGGGCAGGGCCUAAGAGGAUGGCAUCAGCGGAUUGGGCCAGCCAAAGGGGGCGGGUUCAGAGGGAGGAGCCAGCUGCCUCCCGCGGCAAGCCCCGAGCUUUGAAUCAAGCGCGGUAGUUUCAGCUGUAGCCAAUCCUAGAACAAAAUCUUCUUGCGUCAGUUGUUGCUGAGGCCCAGAUCUCACCCAGAUCAGUUCUAGUCGCUGCUGCUUGUACCCGUCCUCCGCUCUUGCGUGUCCGUCCGUUAGACUCAGAGGACUGAGAGAAAGUCUAAGUCACCUUCCUCAGUAUCCAGGCCAGAAGGAGACUCUCGGCUACUCGCCCUGAACAUGCAGAGCAGCACUGGCUUCCCUAUCUCUGGAUGCUGCAGGGGCGUCCUGUCAGGAGUUGUAGUGUCAAGAUUCCAGUUCUUCUUAUGUGACUUGCUGCAUAAGCAGGAAGUUGCUGUUUAUCGGAGAAGAAGGGCUAGGGAGGGAAACAAUCCCGCGGAGCCAUAAGGAGAGGGCAGGAGGUGUCUAGAUAGUGGUAGGCCGGCGGGGGACGGAGGCGGGGGUGUUGAGUCCUGGCCCUUUAAACCCGAGGGGGAGGAUCCGGAAGUGGAUGGGCGGGGCGAAGGGUCCUCGUAUAUAAGAGGGCCCCAGCCGCGCGGGGUCUCUAAUCUGCCAUUUUCUGUCCCUGAGUGAGUCUCUGGCGUUCCAAAUUGCCUGUUUUUCUCGCAGGCUCUAUUCCGUUCGCUGGUUCGCCACCUCAGGGGAACGAUGGCCACGGAGUCCACAGCCACUGCCGCCGUCGCCGCGGAGCUGGUUUCUGCCGACAAAAUUGAAGAUGUUCCUGCUCCGUCUACAUCUACAGAUAAAGUGGAGAGCAACCAUUAAUCUGCUUUCUGUCACUGAAGAUGGGUUGCAUUUUGUAGAAUAUUAUCUAAAUAGAAUCAUACAUCUGGAUGUGGAUAGUGAAGCUAAGAAACUACUGGGUUUAGGACAGAAACAUCUGGUGAUGGGGGAUAUUCCAGCAGCUGUCAAUGCAUUCCAGGAAGCAGCUAGUCUUUUAGGUAAGAAGUAUGGAGAGACAGCUAAUGAGUGUGGAGAAGCCUUCUUUUUCUAUGGGAAAUCACUUCUGGAGUUGGCAAGAAUGGAGAAUGGUGUGUUGGGAAACGCCUUGGAAGGUGUGCAUGUGGAAGAGGAAGAAGGAGAAAAAACAGAAGAUGAAUCUCUGGUAGAAAAUAAUGAUAACAUAGAUGAGGAAGCAAGGGAAGAGUUGAGAGAACAGGUUUAUGACGCCAUGGGAGAAAAAGAAGAAGCCAAAAAAACAGAAGACAAGUCUUUGGCAAAGCCUGAAACUGAUAAAGAACAGGACAGUGAAAUGGAGAAGGGUGGAAGAGAAGAUAUGGAUAUAAGUGAAUCUGCAGAGGAGCCACAGGAAAAAGUUGACUUGACUCUAGAUUGGUUAACUGAAACCUCUGAAGAGGCAAAAGGAGGAGCAGCACCAGAAGGACCGAAUGAAGCUGAGGUCACUUCUGGGAAGCCAGAACAGGAAGUACCAGAUGCUGAGGAAGAAAAAUCAGUUUCUGGAACUGAUGUCCAAGAAGAGUGCAGAGAAAAAGGAGGUCAGGAGAAGCAGGGAGAGGUAAUUGUGAGCAUAGAGGAGAAGCCAAAAGAAGUUUCAGAAGAGCAGCCUGUGGUGACUCUAGAAAGGCAGGGCACUGCAGUGGAGGUAGAAGCAGAGUCUUUAGACCCGACAGUCAAGCCAGUGGAUGUGGGUGGGAAUGAGCCAGAGGAAAAGGUAGUUACCUCUGAAAACAAGGCAGGAAAGGCGGUUCUUGAACAACUGGUAGGUCAAGAAAUGCCACCUGCUGAAGAGUCACCAGAGGUGACAACAGAGGCUGCAGAGGCCUCAGCUGUAGAGGCUGGAUCAGAAGUCUCUGAAAAGCCUGGGCAGGAGGCUCCAGUUCUCCCUAAGGAUGGUGCAGUCAAUGGACCGUCAGUUGUAGGAGAUCAGACUCCUAUUGAACCACAGACUUCUAUAGAAGGACUGACAGAAACAAAAGAUGGCUCAGGACUAGAGGAGAAGGUCAGGGCAAAGCUGGUUCCUAGUCAGGAGGAGACUAAGCUGUCUGUAGAAGAGUCUGAGGCAGCUGGAGAUGGGGUUGAUACCAAGGUAGCCCAGGGAGCUACUGAGAAAACACCUGAAGACAAAGUUCAGAUAGCUGCUAAUGAAGAGACACAAGAGAGAGAAGAACAGAUGAAAGAGGGUGAAGAAACUGAAGGCUCAGAAGAGGAUGAUAAAGAAAAUGAUAAGACUGAAGAAAUGCCAAACGAUUCAGUCCUUGAAAACAAGUCUCUUCAAGAAAAUGAAGAGGAGGAGAUUGGGAACCUAGAGCUUGCCUGGGAUAUGCUGGAUUUAGCAAAGAUCAUUUUUAAAAGGCAAGAAACAAAAGAAGCACAGCUUUAUGCUGCCCAGGCACAUCUUAAACUCGGAGAAGUUAGUGUUGAAUCUGAAAACUAUGUGCAAGCUGUGGAGGAGUUCCAGUCCUGCCUUAACCUGCAGGAACAGUACCUGGAAGCCCACGACCGUCUCCUUGCAGAGACCCACUACCAGCUGGGCUUGGCUUAUGGGUACAACUCUCAGUAUGAUGAGGCAGUGGCACAGUUCAGCAAAUCUAUUGAAGUCAUUGAGAAGAGAAUGGGUGUACUAAACGAGCAGGUGAAGGAGGCUGAAGGAUCGUCUGCUGAAUACAAGAAAGAAAUCGAGGAACUAAAGGAACUGCUACCUGAAAUUAGAGAGAAGAUAGAAGAUGCAAAGGAGUCUCAGCGUAGUGGGAAUGUAGCUGAACUGGCUCUGAAAGCUACUCUGGUGGAGAGCUCUACUUCAGGUUUCAUUCCUGGUGGAGGAGGCUCUUCAGUCUCCAUGAUUGCCAGUAGAAAGCCAACAGAUGGUGCUUCCUCAUCAAAUUGUGUGACUGAUAUUUCUCACCUCGUCAGAAAGAAGAGGAAACCAGAGGAAGAGAGUCCCCGGAAAGACGAUGCAAAGAAAGCCAAACAAGAGCCGGAGGUGAACGGAGGCAGUGGGGAUGCUGUCCCCAGUGGAAAUGAAGUUUCGGAAAACAUGGAGGAGGAGGAGGCUGAGAAUCGGGCUGAAAGUCGGGCGGCAGUGGAGGGGACAGUGGAGGCUGGAGCUACAGUUGAAAGCACUGCAUGUUAAGAGGGGGCACAGCCCUCCUCCCAAGGGAAAGUGUUUUUGUAUAUAAUGUAUUUUUUCACUUUUGGAGGAUUCUUUUUGUAUAACUUCAAUAAAGAUUGUAAGCAAAGGUUGAGGCUUUGAUGGUUUUUUUCUUAAUUAUUGGCUGAAUCUGCCUUGGAGCACUCCUGGUUUUAUAUAUUAGCCAAAGGUUUUGUUUUGGCCUUCUGUACUGAUCGGUGUUCCUGAUCCUAAUUCCUAUCUGUCUAAUGUGGAGGUGAUCAAGUGUGGCUGUAGGCCUUUGUUUUCCAGUGGUGCUAUAUUCUGUUUUCAAACACUUCACUGAACCCAGCUGUCUUGCAAACCUUCAGUGGUGCUGUCCCUGGAUGGGGGCUACAGAAAGAAGACUUGGUGAAGAUUUUGCUCUUCAGUCUGAAAAUGGAUGAUGGACUUUGGCUGUGAGCCAGGCCUAGGAUGGUACUUGUCCUAUAUCCACCUAGUCUUCACCUGGGGCUAUAAUUCUGUCCUGGAAAAAGAACUAAGGAAAAUGGUCUGCAUUUGAGCUCUGGUUUGAAAGUAGCCAAGGGGACUGAUGGUGGACACUCCAGAUGUGGUUGGAAGCAUAUGUGGGGAGGCUGGCUGGUUGAGUUUUGUUAUUUUCUGUAUUGUAGAAAGGUUGAGAUAUAUCAACACUUGGAAUUGUUACCCAUCUGCAGAAUUGACUUCUCAAAUAAAGAUGCUAAAAAUCUC
Nomascus leucogenys (northern white-cheeked gibbon) is the source of this 4114-nucleotide messenger RNA. RefSeq names its product nuclear autoantigenic sperm protein (gene NASP). Gene Ontology annotation, cellular component: nucleoplasm. Gene Ontology annotation, molecular function: histone binding. The transcript is spliced from 16 exons. The record is from RefSeq and is a predicted model, not a curated record. Gene Ontology annotation, biological process: DNA replication-dependent chromatin assembly; CENP-A containing chromatin assembly. Bases 1013 to 3388 code for a protein of 791 amino acids. NCBI's taxonomy places the organism in Eukaryota, Metazoa, Chordata, Mammalia, Primates, Hylobatidae.